UACUCUCUUUCCGGUUCACGUUGCGAUAUGUAACUUCCGAUGCAUGCUGUUAACCUAAGGUAACAUGGCGGGGCCGUGGUGGAGGCAAUGCCCGAGGUUGACUACGGGCUGCACGGCCACGAAUAUAUUAGAAAAUUUGUGGCACUUGAAGGGCAGUCCUGUGUCUUCCUCCGCCUCUGCAUCCCUGUUGAGCCGGGCUUCCUGCAUCUCCACGCCGGAAACCAGGCCACCAACAGCUGCACAGAUAAACAUGAAAGCAGGAAACUUUCUAAUCAGACACCAGUCACGGUUGCUGCUUCCAACACUACAGUCUUGCUGUUGCAGAGCGACACACAGUGACACAAAGCCCAAGGACCCCUUCACGUUAGCCCAGAAAGACUUGACGAGUUUAUAUGACGACAUCAAAAAAGAGCUGUUUGUGUCCAAAGUAGAGCUGAAAUCUCUCUGUGAAUACUAUUUCGAUGGCAAGGGGAAGGCCAUCCGACCAAUGAUAGUGGUACUGAUGGCUCGCGCCCUUAACAUCCACAGCAACAGAGCCGGAGAUUUGCUCCCAGGGCAGAGGGCCAUCGCUAUGAUCUCUGAAAUGAUUCACACUGCCAGCCUGGUGCAUGAUGAUGUCAUAGAUGGAUCAGAUAAGCGAAGAGGGAAGAGAACAAUUAAUGAAGUGUGGGGUGAAAAAAAGGCUAUCUUAGCCGGAGAUUUCAUCCUCUCGGCUGCCUCAAUGGCCUUGGCUCGUAUCGGUAACAUCACAGUGGUGAAAGUUUUAUCUCAGGUCAUAGAGGACCUGGUGCGAGGUGAAUUCAUGCAGUUGGGUUCCAAGGAGAACGAGAACGAGCGAUUCAAACACUACCUCGAGAAGACCUUCAAGAAGACAGCGAGUCUUAUUGCAAACAGUUGCAAAGCAGUUUCCAUUCUGGUAAACUCUGAUCCUGAAGUGCAUGAAAUAGCGUACCAGUAUGGGAAGAAUGUUGGCAUUGCAUUUCAGUUGGUGGAUGAUGUUUUGGACUUCACAUCUGGAGCCAGUCAGCUGGGGAAGCCCGCAGCGGCUGAUUUGAAAUUGGGUUUGGCUACUGGUCCGGUCCUGUUUGCUUGUCAGCAGUUUCCUGAGCUUCAUGCAAUGAUCAUGAGACGUUUCGCCUCCAAAGGAGACGUAGAUCGAGCCUGGCAGUACGUCCUUCAGAGCAAUGGUGUGCAGCAGACCAACUACCUGGCCCAGCACUACUGCAAAGAAGCAAUCAGGCAGAUCAGUAGGCUCAGGCCAUCCCCAGAGAGAGACGCCCUCAUCAGGCUCACAGAGAUGGUGCUAACCAGAGACAAAUGAUCCUCCUCUGCUGGGCUUCUCUUCAGGCAGCUACUCCAGGGGAGAAAAGCAAUUUACCUGCCACCCUUAAGUCCUUAGACCAGCAGGGUUGGACAAAAAUAGCGAGGGAGGCAACAGGAGUUUGGUUUGGAUGGACCUCUGGUGCUGAUGUGAGUGCCAACUCUGGCUUAACAGAACAAAACGGCAAGCAGGGGUCUCUGAUCUGAAUCAUGGCGCUUUCCUCUUGACUUGAGGUUUGGUAUUAAGGAUGCACUGAUUUAUUUUUUUUAUUUUUUGAGCCCAUUCUGAUGUUUAAAAUUUUAGUUUGACUGAAACCUGAUGCCAAUGCCAAUAUUUAUUUUGUUGUUGAUAACAAGAAUCACCAUAAAAAGAAGAAUUUUAAAGUUUUUCAGCUCCUCGUCAAACGGUCUUUGAACAUUUAACAGACCAAAGUUGGUGCGACACAACAAAUGUAACCAGAUUUGUUGAAAGCCCCAAACCAGGCCAUUAAAUUUGUGCAUCCUUACGAAGCGCAAGUAAACUUGGUAUUUAGGCAAAUUGUGAUGUUUGAGUUUCUUACAGGAAACGUAUAUGUAAAUGAAUAAUUACAACUGAAAACUGCAGCUGAACCCUUCACUGCUUACAGUACUGUAACUGCAAAAGCCUCCCGUGGCUCAGACUAGCCGACUGUGAGUGAACAGUUUGUUACACGCUGGUCCUGAGCUGCGACGGAGGCGUUGCAACAUCUGUGUAAUUCCAAAUGAGAGGGAAGUGCAUCAUUGUGUACUCGCUUGGAUCCGUCCUCAUCUCAAAGGCCAAUCAGUCACGUGUCUUUCUUUUCCACUCUGAAGUGUUAUAUGGUUACUUCUGUGAUGCAAAGUGUCCUGUAACGACCACGGCCUUAACAUCUGCAAUGACUGUGCACUCAAUAAACCAACUGCUUAAUUUUUUUUUUUUU
Molecule: messenger RNA, 2258 nt
Organism: Pelmatolapia mariae (spotted tilapia)
Lineage: Eukaryota; Metazoa; Chordata; Actinopteri; Cichliformes; Cichlidae
Gene: pdss1
Product: prenyl (decaprenyl) diphosphate synthase, subunit 1
Exons: 11
Coding region: 65-1321 (418 amino acids)
Biological process (GO): ubiquinone biosynthetic process; isoprenoid biosynthetic process
Cellular component (GO): mitochondrion; transferase complex
Molecular function (GO): prenyltransferase activity
Source: RefSeq, a predicted model, not a curated record